AUGGGGGCCCCGCUCGCGGUGGCGCUAGGCGCCCUCCACUACCUGGCACUUUUCCUGCAACUCGGCGGCGCCACGCGGCCCGCGGGCCACGCGCCCUGGGACAACCACGUCUCCGGCCAUGCCCUGUUCACAGAGAUGCCCCACGACAUGACAGCGCGGACGGGUGAGGACGUGGAGAUGGCCUGCUCCUUCCGGGGCAGCGGCUCCCCCUCCUACUCAUUGGAGAUCCAGUGGUGGUACGUGCGCAGCCACAGGGACUGGACUGACAAGCAGGCAUGGGCUUCGAACCAGCUAAAAGCAUCUCAGCAGGAAGACGCAGGGAAGGACGCGACCAAAAUAAGUGUGGUCAAGGUGGUGGGCAGCAACAUCUCCCACAAGCUACGCCUGUCCCGGGUUAAGCCCACAGACGAGGGUACCUAUGAGUGCCGUGUCAUCGACUUCAGUGACGGCAAGGCCCGACACCACAAGGUCAAGGCCUACCUGCGGGUGCAGCCAGGCGAGAACUCCGUCCUGCACCUGCCUGAAGCCCCACCUGCUGCACCAGCCCCACCGCCCCCCAAGCCAGGCAAGGAGCUGCGGAAGCGCUCGGUGGAUGAGGAGGCCUGCAGCCUCUAG
Messenger RNA from Loxodonta africana (African savanna elephant), 615 nucleotides. It is a transcript of the gene VSTM2L, whose product is annotated as V-set and transmembrane domain containing 2 like. Lineage: Eukaryota; Metazoa; Chordata; Mammalia; Proboscidea; Elephantidae. The record is from RefSeq and is a predicted model, not a curated record. Gene Ontology annotation, cellular component: membrane. The transcript has 4 exons. The coding region runs from base 1 to 615 and encodes 204 amino acids.